Molecule: messenger RNA, 1260 nt
Organism: Metarhizium robertsii ARSEF 23
Lineage: Eukaryota; Fungi; Ascomycota; Sordariomycetes; Hypocreales; Clavicipitaceae
Product: ATP-dependent DNA helicase PIF1
Exons: 3
Coding region: 1-1260 (419 amino acids)
Source: RefSeq, a predicted model, not a curated record
AUGGGCUGGAUGGCGAAUACCGAUAUUCAGCCACCGACAAGCCUACGUGCAGUGUUGUCGUAUAUAGGGAAGUACGUCUCCAAGCCUGAAAAGUCUUCUACGUCGUAUACUGAACUACAGGCCCAGGUCCUUCCCUUUAUGAACGACCGAGCGCCCCUACUGUCCUUUGUAUCUAAGAUGCUUAACAAGUUGAUCGGAGAACGCGACUGGUCAGCGCAAGAGAUAUCGCACAUCCUCUUACAGCUCCCAGUCCAAAAAUCCUCACGUAUGCUCGUGGGCUUGGACUGUCGCCCGGAUAACGUCCAGCGUGACCUGAUUGUCCUUGAGUCGGGAGAGGUGACGGCCCAGCGUUUGGUACUGCGGAGGUAUCAAGACCGACUUGCGGACACGAAGCAUGGAGAUGCGGCCCUCAUCGAUCUCUCACUUUUUGACUGCUUACGGCACUGGGAUUGGCUAACGUGGAAGGUUCGGCCCCGAGCCAGCCCGCGGGUGAUCAACUACUACCCCCGAUUGGGACGACCUGUUGAUGGUGGAUGGUCGGGUGUAUGGGUCCUAUAUCGAUGUUUUUCGGGCCUGUCUCCGCUCGCAUACUCGCCCGAUGCUUUUCGGGCCUGUCGCCGCUCGCAUGCUCACCCGGAAGACUUCUAUACGGAUCCGGACCCGGAAUCUGGGGCGUCGGACACGGAGAGCGAUGAGGAUUCCGAGGAACAGGCGGAGGACCACCCUUUGGCGGACUUUGAAGCAUUUGCUCGCCGGAGACCGCAUGAAGAUUUCACUCGUGUCGACUUGCUCGAUAGUCUAGGCUCCCGGGAGAUGGACCGUGACUAUGAUUGGUCCUCCCACAUCGGCCGUUACGACAUACCCCCUGACAUCUGGGACCAGGUCAAGGCCGAGAAUCCGAUAGCGCAAGCAGUUUUGAUGGACUCCUCACCAGAUCCUUUAAAUCCAGAACAGAGGAAGUUGUACGACGCCGUGGUGAGUCAAUAUUCUGAAGAGCUUACUUUGGAUGCCCCGCUCCCCCGUCAGCUCCUCUUAAAUGUGGACGGUGUUGCCGGGUCCGGGAAGACCUUUACGCUUCUGAAAAUUUGUGCACGGAUUCAGGAGCUUGCUGUCGAGGCCGGAAAGCAGAACCCGGUCUUUCGAGCGGCUCCUACGGGUAUUGCGGCAUUCAAUAUCGUUGGGGAAGAAGUCAGAUUUGUCAGUCGCUACCUUGCAGUCCUUGCAAGCCCUGUUUCGGGACUGUCGCUUCUUGAUCGUUGA